AUGAUGAACUUACGAAGGAAGUUCUUGAUGUCCUUGCUCUCUGCAAAUAUCAGCAUCCUGGACGACCUUCCUGCACCGCGAACAUCAGUCGUGGCUCAUCCAGACAACACAGACCACAAGAUGUUCAAGUUGGUGGUGUUGUCCGCUUUUCUCGCAGCUGUAGUGGCGGAACCUGCUGCAGUUUUGGCACCUAUCGUCUACAGAACAAGCGUUAUCUCACCCGCUAAAACGACAAUCAAUCACCAGGCCAGCAGUGUCAUUCAUCCAUCUCCAAUCGUACAGCCAGCACCCAUAACUUAUGCUGCACCAAUCGCCUACGCCCAUCUCAUCAAGAAGAGAUCAGCGGGAUUCGCCUACAGUUCCGUCAUUGCUCCGGCUGCAUACAUUGCGAAGCCUUUGAGUUAUGCCGCACCAUUGACUACGUACACCAGCAUUACACCCUUGGCGACUACCUACUCCUCGCCGGUAUAUGCUACUGCUCAUUUAAUUAAGAAGAGAUCUACUCCAUUGCCUCGACAGACUAACUACUCUGCUAUACUUCCCACAAUACCGGCUGUUGCAUCCUUGGUCACGUCAUACCAUCCAGCACCAGUUUACUCAACUAACUUUGUGUCCACAACUCCAAUUGUUUAUACUCAUUUAAUUAAAAAGCGAUCAGCUCCUUUAGCUAUUACUUACGCUGCACCCGGUUCAUUCUCUCAUCAGUCUAGACUAGACAUCCGCACAUCUCCGGUUAUAACUUCUCAUAUUCCUUAUAUUCAUUCUGCUCCCAUAACCGUUGCCUCUUAUUUCUAA
Messenger RNA from Danaus chrysippus (African queen), 795 nucleotides. The record is from the annotation of a GenBank genome assembly. NCBI's taxonomy places the organism in Eukaryota, Metazoa, Arthropoda, Insecta, Lepidoptera, Nymphalidae.